GUGAGAACCGACGCUACAAGCGGCGUGCUUAUUUUUUUAAAAUACUUGCUUAUUUUUAAUUUUAAUGUUAUAACCCUUAAACAUAAUGGCGGGAGUUUUAUUCGAAGAUAUAUUUAACGUUAAAGACAUGGACCCUGAAGGCAAAAAGUUCGAUCGUGUUAGUCGAUUACAUUGUGAAUCAGAGUCAUUUAAAAUGGACCUCAUAUUAGAUAUAAAUUCUUGGAUUUAUCCCAUGGAGUUAGGUGAUAAGUUCAGGCUGGUGCUGGCGACGACGCUAAGGGAGAAUGGUUAUCCUGAUGGAGGUGAAUGGAAUCCUCUAGAAACAGAGGGUAACAGAGCGGACAGUUUCGAAUAUGUUAUGUAUGGAAAGGUUUAUAGGAUAGAUGGUGAUGAGGUAGCAAUGGAGCCAGCAUCACGCUUAUCAGCGUAUGUUUCCUUCGGCGGACUCCUGAUGAGGUUGCAGGGGGACGCGAACAAUUUGCACGGUUUCGAAGUGGAUCAACACAUGUAUUUGUUAAUGAAGAAACUUGCUUUUUAGUUUCUUUGCCUAAUUAAUAAGCAUUUGUUAUUCUUUUUGUUACAUAUGAAUAGUUCUCAAAUUCUGUAUAUAAUUGAAGACUGCCUUGUUGGUCUCUACAUAAGGCCAUAAAUCCUGUACAUGGAUUCAGACUCCAAAUCGGGCUUGGGCUUUUCUGUCGAAGAUUCUCAGUUUGGAGUCAGAAAGCGUGUAAAGCCAUGGUCCUUCUAAACUCUUUCUGAUCAUGUCAGAUACUUCAGGAAACACAUUACCACCAUAGAAGUGUCAGCAUUCAUUUUAAAAUACCAACAAUUUUAUAAUGCAUCAAUCUCUAAAGCAGAGAUGACUUAGCGGUACAUCUGUAUCUAAUUUAAAUAUCAUAAAUUUUAUUUAUUUAUUUAAUCAGCAAACUACAGUAACAGAAGGUUUUUAGCUUAUUCCACCACGCUGCUCCAAUGCGGGUUGGUAGAAUACACAUGUGGCAUAAUUUCAAUGAAAUUAGACACAUGCAGGUUGCCUCACGAUGUUUUCCUUCACCGUCAAGCACGAGAUGAAUUAUAAACACAAAUUAAGCACAUGAAAAUUCAGUGGUGCUUGCCCGGGUUUGAACCCACAAUCAUCGCUUAAGAUACACGCGUUCUAACCACUAGGCCAUCUCGGCAAACUAACAAUAUACAUAUUAAAUGGUGGCAUACAUAACAUCCAUAGAAAAAAAACAACUUCUGAGGUGUAUAUCGAUUACAAGUGUACACAUUAUUCAAUUCCUUCAACAUUUUAAAUCAGCUUCAAAGAAUUUUCAUGUUUAUUAUAAAUAUAGAAUAUUCUGCAUCCCCGACCUGCACUGUAGCUAUGCCUGUGAAAUAAGCAAACCUUGAGGGGGCCCAAUAGGAUGUAAUAGUUAUGUAUAAAAUAACUUUUAGACCAGUAUAAUAUGUUGACAAAAAGCGGUACAAACCAAAAAUAGCAAACAAAUUCCAAAAGCAUUACAUUUUAUGAUCUAUAAGAAGGAUCAUAUAUAGAUUCUUCUUUAACUUUUAAAAUAUAUUAACUAAACUUUUUCAAUUAAAUAAAAUUGUGACUGUUCCAUAAAUUAUCAAUAUACUACAGACAAUCUGAAUGAGAAAAAACGUAUAUAGUUGAAAGUAUGACAAAUGUUAUUUUACUUUAGAAUUAAGUUAUCUUAAGAAUAAAAAUUAAAUUUAUCAUUA
This is a messenger RNA of Nymphalis io (European peacock), 1725 nucleotides long. RefSeq names its product DNA-directed RNA polymerases I, II, and III subunit RPABC3 (gene Rpb8). The transcript is spliced from 2 exons. Gene Ontology annotation, cellular component: RNA polymerase II, core complex; RNA polymerase III complex; RNA polymerase I complex. Gene Ontology annotation, molecular function: DNA-directed RNA polymerase activity. The record is from RefSeq and is a predicted model, not a curated record. Lineage: Eukaryota; Metazoa; Arthropoda; Insecta; Lepidoptera; Nymphalidae. Bases 86 to 538 code for a protein of 150 amino acids. Gene Ontology annotation, biological process: DNA-templated transcription.